AUGGAAGAUUAUGAGGCAUUUAUAGGUUUUGAUCUCUAUGAGACAGCCCUCUCCAGUGUUGCUCAGAAGAUUUUGUCUGCUAUGCGGUCAGGUGAUUUAGUGGAUUCUAAGAAUUGGGAAGAGAGUACAAAGACUACAAAAGUGACAGCUAAAGAUAAGAAGAAUCAACCAUUAGAAACAAAGAAUCCUAACUCUUUAACUAGCCGUGCAUCAAGAGGACCAAUAAAGCUUUCUUCUCAGUCCGUUACUCAACUCACAGGCCAGAUGUCUGCUGACCAAGUAUGGAAGAGUGUCACCUCAUUGGCUCCUUGCAGCUCUUUAAUCCCACAGUGUAAUCAAAAAACUUCAGUUUUACAACAAAUGGAGCAAAAGAGAAAGCAUUGUCUAAAGGAAAAUAUGAAUAAUGAACAUGAGCAAAGCAUGAAUCUUAAGAGAAAAAAUAUUACAUGUAGUAGUUCACCAGAGACAACAAGUAAACACAUGCCAUUGGAAAAAGAUUCUUGUGAGGAUGACACCUGUCUCAACUCUGAGGACUCAAGAGCAUUUAGAAAUCAACUUUGUGAUGUUAGGUAUUUGGAUGAUUUGUCAAAACUCCAGCUAAUGGAAGUGCUCAAUCAGGCAGCAGGCCUGGUAGUGACACUGCUAUAUAAGGAUGGCUCCACUCAGCUAAGAGAUAACCAGGCUCGGACUUCCUCUGUUAAAGGAAUUGUGAUGUUACUAAAGAGCCAUAUAGAAGAAGACAGCAGCUCUUUGAGUUCCCCAACCUGUGGUGGAGCUCUGGAGAAGAACUUCAACUCCACAGAUAGGUAUAUCUACAUACAAACAGAGCACUUUUUUCUCUGGGAUCAAGAACAAGUGGCACAGCAUCUCUUUGCCAGGAGGAUGCUAUUGCAGACACUGAAAUGUAAAUGCCCUGUUAUUUGUUUUAAUGCCAAGAACUUUGUGAAAGCAGUGUUACAGUUCUUAGGUGAUGAUCAUGGCAAUUGGAAGCAAGUUGCUGAUUUUGUAGGGCUAGAUCCCAGAAUUGCUGCAUGGCUCAUAGAUCCCAGUGAUGCUAUACCUUCUUUCGAGGAUUUGGUGGCAAAAUACCUAGGAAAAUCCAUUGUAGACAAAACAAGAAGCACAUGUGGAAACAUUUCACAAAGUAUUGUGAAUCAGAAUGUAUGUGUGAACCUGAAGAUACUCUACAGUCUCAUGAUGGACCUUUGUUCCAAGUUAAAGGUUUAUGGUUUAUGGCAACUAUUUUGUACUUUGGAGCUUCCUCUGAUACCAAUUUUGGCAGUGAUGGAAAACCAUAAGAUUCAGGUGAACCAAGAAGAAAUGGAGAAGAUAUCAGCACUUCUUGGGGCUCGUCUGAAAGAACUGGAGCAAGAAGCCCAUUUUGUUGCAGGAGAGCAGUUUCUUAUAACAAGUAAUAAUCAGCUUCGUGAGGUUCUUUUUGGCAAAUUGAAACUGCACCUACGGAAUCAGAGAAUGCAUCUUCCCAGAACUGGGCUGCACCAACAGCCAUCCACAUCAGAGGCCGUGUUAAAUUCUUUGCAAGACCUUCACCCAUUGCCCAAGAUAAUUUUGGAAUAUAGACAGGUUCACAAGAUCAAGUCAACCUUCAUAGAUGGAUUACUAGCUUGCAUGAAAAAGGGUUCUGUUUCCUCUACAUGGAAUCAGACUGGAACUGUGACUGGAAGACUUUCAGCCAAGCAUCCCAAUAUCCAAGGUAUCUCCAAGCACCCAAUUCAGAUUUCUAAACCGCAAACUUUUAAAGGUAAAGAAGAAGAGACUGUCACGAUCUCCCCAAGGGCCCUGUUUGUUUCUUCCAAAGGCCACACCUUCCUAGCAGCAGACUUUUCACAGAUUGAAUUGCGCAUUCUUGCACAUUUAUCUGGGGAUCCAGAACUUUUGAAGUUAUUCCAGGAAUCUGACAGAGUUGAUGUAUUUUCUACCUUGACUUCACAGUGGAAGAACAUUCCUGUGAAGCACGUGACACAUGCAGACAGAGAGCAGACUAAGAAGGUGGUGUACUCGGUGGUCUAUGGAGCAGGGAAGGAGCGGCUUGCUGCUUGCCUUGGAGUUACUGUUCAAGAAGCCACACGUUUUUUGGAGAUGUUUUUGCAGAAGUACAAGAAAAUCAAGGACUUUGCCCAUACAAUUAUUGCCCAGUGUCACCAUGCAGGCUAUGUGACAUCUAUCAUGGGCAGAAGAAGGCCCCUGCCAAGGAUCUGUGCACAGAAUCAACAGCUCCGGGCACAAGCAGAGAGACAGGCGGUGAACUUUGUGGUUCAAGGCUCAGCUGCAGACCUCUGUAAAAUGGCCAUGAUCCGCAUCUUUGCUGCAGUGGCCACUUCCCCCACUCUGACAGCCAGGUUGGUUGCCCAAAUUCAUGAUGAGCUUUUAUUCGAAGUGGAAGACACUCAGGUCUCUGAAUUUGCAGCUCUUGUUAGGGGGAUCAUGGAGUCUUUGCAGCAGGUACAGACCCUGGAGUUGCAGCUGCAGGUCCCCUUAAAGGUGAAUUUGAGUGCUGGCCCCUCAUGGGGAGACCUGGCCCCACUGCAGGAGGCCCCAAACUCAGCCUGAGCCACUUCAAAUCUCCCAGCAACAGCCCAACCUACACUAGGCUCCCAUCAGCACCCACCCCCAGCAAGGGCAUUUUUUGCCUUCAUUUUUUCUGUAGCCCCAGGCAACAGUGGGAGAGAGUUGGUUUUCACCAGCCCAUUGUGCAGCCUUCUCCAAGGUCACCAGCCAGCACUUUAUAUGGGCUUCAGGGCCAGUGCAGGCCAUAUUAACCCUGUAUGGCUGGGACUGCUGGAUCAUCCCCUGGAGUAAAUGACCUAUA
Molecule: messenger RNA, 2830 nt
Organism: Jaculus jaculus (lesser Egyptian jerboa)
Lineage: Eukaryota; Metazoa; Chordata; Mammalia; Rodentia; Dipodidae
Gene: Poln
Product: DNA polymerase nu
Exons: 24
Coding region: 1-2571 (856 amino acids)
Biological process (GO): DNA-templated DNA replication; double-strand break repair
Molecular function (GO): DNA-directed DNA polymerase activity; DNA binding
Source: RefSeq, a predicted model, not a curated record